AUGGCGGACGCGUACGUGAGAGUCGACCCUCCCGUUAUCAAAUUUGUCGAUGUGAAAGUUGGACAAGUUUAUAAAAUUAAAGUGACUGCCACAAAUAUAGGCAAGAAGUUGAACAGAAUAACAUUUCAAAUGCCAUCCUCCAAGUUGUUUAAAUUUACACCAAGCAAAUCAGACGCGAUGGUGGUUCCGGGCCUGCAUGUCAGUGGUCUGUUGGAGUUCAGCCCAGAGAAAGAAGAGCAUGUCAGAAGUGCUCUUAUCGUUCAUACAGACAAUAGAACAAUAGAAAUCCCAAUUCAGGCGUUUCCCUUGAUGUGUUGUUUAUUAAUGAAUACAGUUGUUGAUUUUGGCUGUGUCGCUGCCACAAGUCAAAUUGUCAGCAAACAACAUAGCAUAAUAAACCACGGUUCUGCUCCAGGAUGGUUCCAGGUGCAGGAAAGUGAGGAUCCUUCAAUCAAAGUCACACCCAGCGACGGUGUAGUGGCGGCUGGCGCCACCCAAUGGAUUACAGUGGAACUGCGUACUGAUAUAAUGAGGGAAAUCAACUACGACAUCAUUGUAAAACUCCAGAAUUGCUCCCCUAGCAUUCUUAAAAUUAGAGGUAAAGUGGUGGACGAGCAACUGAUGAUUUUUGACUUGCAGGGGGUUCCUCUGUCCUGUUUAUGGUUCGGACCAGCCUAUUUUGGGACUUCUUGUGAAAAAACUGUGGUUCUGAGGAACAAUGGUCCCCAGGCUUGUGACUGGAUCUAUGUGCUACAGGCCUCUGUGUCAGGGACAGAGCCAGGUACAGACCUUCAGUGCAGCACGACUACAGAUGCUGCCCUGCUGGAAAAAAUGCAGAACUGCAGCCUGUAUUCUCCAGACAUCUCUCAGGUCUUCAUGUGCUCUCCAACACAUGGUCGACUGGGAGCUUAUGAUCAAACCACUCUAACAUUAUGCUUCAGCCCAAGUUGUAAGAGGUUACACAAAGAGAAAGAGAACUGUUGUCCAUUCAGACAAGAUUACAGCCUUUUCCUAUUGUUUGAGUCUGUGGGCAGAAAACACGGGUUCACUCACCAAAAUGGCAGCACUGGUGUGGAGCUAGCAGUUACAGGCUCUGGGUUUCCUGUGUCUCUUGUUCCGAGUCCUUCGCAAAAGUUUAACUUUCUCACAUGUGUCAUUGGAGAGUGCAUGGAUUUGCCCUGCGUCCUGCAGAACCUUUGCCCUCAGCUUCCUAUACACUUCAGAUUUCGCAAAUUGCCACAUUUUAGCAGCAAGCCAUCUGCAGGGAUCAUAGCUCCUGGGCAAUGCAAGAAUAUAGUUAUUUCCUUCAGUCCAAGGCAACAAGGAACUUUCCAGAUGCUUCAAAAAAUAGAUGUCCUUGGUCAGGUCAGGCAACAGAGAGGGUCUAGCCCCAGCAACAGGUUUGAAGGACUCCACCUUCGCCCAUUUCAUACCAUUGUCCUGCACUUGUCAGCGGUCUGUGGCAGCAGAACCACACAUCCUUUACCCCAGCUAAAUCCUGGCAUUACUCCAUUAGUUACUAACCCAACUGGACUGCAUCCACGGGUCCGACUGAGUGACAUCUCACUCUGUCGUGAGGUGGUGCCAGCUGCAGUCCUCAGUGCGGACAAGACGACGCUACACAGGCACCACAGAGAGAAGUCUACCAUCAGCAGAAAGCUAGAGUUUGUGGCUUUCCCAAAUGACAGAGCUCAAAGCCUGAGGCCUCCCACACCACAAACACAGCGCAGGACCAUCUUCACUGAUGUACCCCGCCAUUGUUAUGUGGACACCAGCUAUGCCUUUACUCAGCAGGAAAAAGAAAAAAGAAAGAGGAACCUGCAAAUGCAGCAAGGAAAAAUAGAGAACGAUGUGGAUAUUGGCCUUGAGCCAUCCCAAGGUCUUGUGCCUCCUAAACUUUUGUGCAAAGACUUUGAUCAACGAAGCACUUCUUUCUUUUGGUCCCAGAAUCAGUUGAACGGCAAAGACAACAAGGCGUCUAUCAAGUACAAACUCAUCAAAGAGGUUUCAGGGCUACUUAAUGCAGUUCCAUCUACAAGCCAGGAGAUGGCAGAAUGUAACAGGACCCUGACCAUCCAAGAGUUGUACCAAGUUGUUAUUGGGCCAUUGUCAGUAGACUUUGGAGAAGUGUGUGUCCGGUCAGUGUGUACUCAGACACUGGAAAUGAUCAAUCAUCUGUCCACACAUGUCUGGGUCCAGCUCGAGGUGGACUGUCCCGAGCUUCAGGGCUCUUCACCAGCCUCUUAUGUUCUCCCACCUCACUCACAAGCAGCACUAACCUUGACAUUUCAAACCUCUGAGCUGGGGGAGUUUUAUCGGACUGUGCCUUACACUAUGAACCAGAAGCAUCCUGGUCAGAUUUUGGUCCAGGCGCAGGUUGUUCCUGUUUCUUUGGAGCUGUCCACUGACUGGCUUGUGCUUCACCCCACUUCCACUUUGCUCGCUCGCUCAGGGUACAGGAGCUCAGUGACCCUUAGAAACCACAGGAACCACCCAGCUGAGUUCACAUGGAAACCAGUCAUCACAGACAGUGGGAUUCGGUUUUCCAUUCGACCAGCUUCAGGAGUUGUUGCUGCAUAUAAAGAACUGGACUGUGAAGUGGUGUGGCACCCCGCCUUCUCCUCCCCUGUAGAAGGAGAUUUCGACCUGAGUAUCCAUGAAGGAAACAAACUGCGUUUGCACUGUGUGGCCAGAGUUGGACGCACCACCGUUCAGCUGACAGAAAAGAAACAAGUGACAUUUGAAUCAGUCCCCCUAAAUAUGACCUCUGUCAGAACUGCAGUGCUGCGUAACACUGGUGCCAACCAUGCCUUCUAUCAGGUGGAGAAUGUCUGCCCUAUGCGAGGCAUGGUUAUGAGCCCAGCUGAAGGCAUGGUGCCGAGAGGUGGGCAGACUAUACUUAACAUCCACUUCAACACAGAUUCUGUCAUUAAGUUUGACACCAGAUUUGAGAUAGCUCUGAAAGGCUUGAAGUCUAUUGAGCUCACAGUGGGCGGAUCAGUGGAGAUUCCGAAUGUAGAGAUUAGCAGAUCCAGUUUCCAACUGUAUGGAGUCUAUCUUGGUUCCCAGAGCAGUGUGCCCUUUACUUUGACAAACCACUCAUCAGCUCCAGCCAGGGUCACCUUCAACUUGUCAGAAUAUACUGAUUUUUCUGUUCAAUCAACAGGCCUUUCAGCAGGUAUACCUGGUAUGCCUGUUGUGGAAAUACAGCCUAAACAAACUGUAAACUGCUCCCUUGUCUUCUGUCCCACUCAGGUGGCCAGCUAUGAUUUUGAGCUCCCCAUGAGUGUCAAUGGAAUGGUAUUUUCUCAUACCCUUCCGUCCCGUCCUUUUUCAUCAUCCACUUUCUCCACCUCAUGCACUUUGACAUCUGGCAGCAGCAAAGCGACCAUCCUGCCGAUCCCUCUGCCAGUUGCCAUAGCAACAGGUUCCAGACAUGUAGAGGCCACAGUGAUUCGUGCUCCAUUACAAAUGUCUCCUGACAGUAUACAUUUUAAUAUGACUUCUAUGUCUCACACUUACACUAAGACAGUUGUGCUAAAAGCUGAUUCUGAAGAAAACAUGUGCUGGAGUUCUUCAAUGCAGCCAGAUGUAAGUUGGUGGAUUGACUGCCAUGCAGCUGGAAUCUGUACUAUUGAUGGAGACGAGCCACUGUGCACAGUGUCUCCAUCCUCAGGGAGACUCGAGCCUGGCCAGUCCAUCUGUUUGUAUGUCAGCAUUAGAUCUGAGAGAUUUCAAAGAGUUCCUGGUGCAGUGACAAAACUGACCCUUUCUCUUUACCUGGGAGACAAGCAGCAGAAUGAGAUCAGAGACCAUAAAAAAAAAUACAGGGAGUUGUCCAUUACUGUACACCAUCUCCCCCACAUCACUGUGCACCCUCCGCAGCUCCUGCUCACUCCAGUGCCUCUGGGGUGCAACAUGACCGUAACACUCACUGUUGUGGCCACAGGAUACCUGAGUGGCACACACAUUACAGCUGAAAUUAGUGAUGUAGAGCCAGAGAGUGGGAGAAAACAGCAGCCCCUCUCACUGACUUUUCCUCAGGGAACACAGAUUCCUGCACAAGACCAGAACAAGAACUCAACAGGGAUAAUUGAAAAAGAAACAACC
Molecule: messenger RNA, 4110 nt
Organism: Boleophthalmus pectinirostris (great blue-spotted mudskipper)
Lineage: Eukaryota; Metazoa; Chordata; Actinopteri; Gobiiformes; Gobiidae
Product: cilia- and flagella-associated protein 47-like
Exons: 28
Source: RefSeq, a predicted model, not a curated record